GUUUAAUAUUGGACAAAUCUAUAAAGUGCUCGCAAUAUAGAUUAAGUGAAAGCCGAAAGUAACAGUUAAAGCCGAAAAUCAAGUUGUUUCUAUUGUCUUGCAUUGCAACGUUACAAUUUUGUCUCUUUGGAACUUUCGCUCUUUGCGGCCACCCACGCGUCGGAGGUCCGUGUAAAAAAAGCUCGCAUGCCCACUGCAAAUGUAGUUGUGCGCGGUUAGGCUGUCGUGUACUUGUUAGCAUUCAGUUGAAUCCCAACGAGCGACGGAACAACAUCUCGUGUGUUGUGCACACGCGCUCAAGGCGCGUUUUUUGAAGUGAAAUUUCAGUUCGGUUGAGUUGAUUUCUGUUUUUGGGUCUAAUUGAAAAGCGUUUCUACAAACGGGAAUUAAUUGAAAAGCCAAUGUACCUGCAUGCUAAUCAACAAUUGCAACAGUUUUGUGGCCAGGCCAAGCGUAAGUCAGCAUAACAACUGUGAAUCCUUGGCGCAGCAGUUUCUAGUUGGCGGUGCUCUAUGAAGACAAUGUUUCAAUAGAGAUGGCCAAACUUUCACGACGUGCUCCGUCGUCUGCAGCAACGCCGUCAACAGCAACAGCAGCAACAACAACAACAACAGGCCCAACUGGCACAACAACAACAAGAACAACAGCAACUAGUCAUGCCCGCGGCUCAGGCCAGCCACAACAACUGCAACGCAUCACGCGUGCAUCCAAGAACAAUAACCCUCAACUGGCUGCCUUUGUUGAUCCAGACGCAAAUGUUGGUGUACACGAACCGUUCUCAGCAUCACCGGCACCGCCGGCGUACUCCAAUCAGAACAGCAACACUGCCGCCACCAGCUCCUCCUCCUCCUCCUCCUCGACAAGUGCAACACGCAAGCCCGCUCCAGCCACACCUAAGCCCUAUUUGCCGCUACUGCCGCCCGGCGAGCGCAAUCUGACCGAUGCAGAAAAUGCCGCCGAACGGGCGCGCAUACGUGAGGAAUUCUUUGCCACCUACGACGUGAUGACGGGUGUGCGCAUUGCGGCCACGCUGGGCGGUUUCUUUGGUCUGAUGGUGUUCCUCAUCGUGUGGAAGAGCCGCAGCAGUAGCAAUGAGACGCUCAAGGUGCUUAAAGAUCCCAAAAUGGCAGCGGUGGCCGCUGUUUGCAUGCAGGAGGAGGAGGAGCGUGAACUGCAGGAGGCAAUUGUUGCCACGGGCAUGUCCAUCUACCCGGACGAGUAUGAUGCACUGGUAUAUAGACGCCAGCGCAUGCUCUCCCUGGGCAAUGUAAGCGCGCCACCGCUGCUCAAUCGCGGCUAUCGCUGCGCAUCCGUGGGUGGCGUUGGUGUGCCCGGCCCGGUGGGCUAUAGCUAUUUGCUGGAGCCACCGCGUCGCUUUUCCUACUCGGCCAUGUCGCCCGGCGGCGGUGCUGCUGGUGCGCACGGACGCCGCAAAAGCGGCUCAGAAUCUUCGCGCAUCUUUAGUAAUUAUCCAAUGGGCGGCAGCUUUGGCACUGACGAUUACUUUAUGGAAACCGAGGACGAACUGGAGCACGAGGAGUAUAUGCAGCGUGACGCACAGAACGACGAACAGGAGCAGCUGCACAAACGCACAGAUUCCACACGCAGCAAACAGGGGUUUCUGUCCGUGCCGAUGGCGGGUCAGGAUUCGCGUCGCAGCAGCGCGAUGACUUGCUGCAGCACGGAUAGCUCCUACCUGGAGCGUCGCACCUCGGCCUAUACGCUGGGCAUGAGCAAUCUGCCGCCGACGCUGCAGCGCAAAUUGUCGACGGCGUCGCGCACAUCGAGCAUAGAGAACUGGGACUACUAUUAUCCGGACAUACAGGUGAUACAGCCGACGCCGAAGGCCUCGCCGUGUCCAUCGGAGCGCAGCAUACAUGAGCCCGCCACGCACAAUCAGGCGCACGCGAAGAGCACACCACUUGGUUUAAGCGCGCCCAGCAUUAAGCGCAAGCACAGCAUUGUCUCGUAUGAUCCGGAGAGCGCACAGGCCGGACGCAAGCAGCAGAUUCACUCGAUCAGCGCGGACACGGUGGACGUGUAUCCCUAUAAUCAGAGCACGCUGUCGGAAAGCGUGGACCUGGCUCUGCCGCUGGCCAAGCCGCUGCAAUCGGCGCCGCCCGCCAGUCGGCACCAGCAGCAGGCCUUUCAUUUCUGCGACUCGCCCUCGGAGGAGCUGCGUCUGGGCGUGCGUCGCAAGCUGACGUUGGUCGAGCUGCAGCGGAACGUGGAGAGCAACAACAACAGCUACCCGUACACGCCUAAUGCGGCUGCACCGGGCAAUGCCACCUCCAGCAGCAUCAGUGUGGACAGCACGCCAAUUAGCCUGGAUCGGCUGAACGGCGGCAGCGGCAGCGCCAGUGGCAGCCUGGGCACCAUUUCGGCCAAGGUGCUGCACAAUGCGCUGGUGAAUGAGGGCAAGCGUGCGCCGCUUGCAUCGUUAAGUUCCUUUAAGAUUUCCUCGCUGGAAUGCCCAGACUCGGAGCUGCGCUCACUGGAAGAGGACUCGGUGUUCGGGCUGGAGGAGAGCGCCGCCGACACAGACGAUGAUAUGCAGCAGCUGAGCAGCGACAGUGAGGAGCACAAUCUGGCGCUGGCUGCAGCGCAGGCGACGCAACCGCUGCCACAGCCACAGGCACAGAUGGUGUUGCCCAUCAAGCGACUCAGCCUGAGCGCUGUGCCCAUGAUGGGCGCACGUCCCAGACGUCCGCUGCUGCAGCGUCAUCGCACCAUUAGCGCUUCCUCCAGUGAUCGGGCCGCCAUGGCGCCACCACUGGAAACGCAUUUCGGCGCUGUCAUCUACAGUCCGCCGCAGCGUCGGGCACAGCUGCUGCAGCAGCACAGCGAUCCGCAGACGACAACGACGACAACAACGACAACCACCACAACCACUGAGGAGGACACAUGCUCCACGCUGAACACUGAGCUGGGCAUAAUGGAUGCGGUGGGUGGUGCUUCCGGUUCGAGUCCCUCUGGCUGUGGCGGCGAAUCGGCGUCACAAACGCAAUACAGCAGCCUCAAUACGGUCAUCAGUGUGGGUCAUUCCACCAGUCCAAGUCCACAGAUGGACAAUAAUUAUGUGUGUUCCAGUGGCCAGUUCCAGGCCACAAAUCUACCGCUUGCCGCUAGCCAGGGAGCAGCAGUAACAGUUCCACAGCAACUAGCACAACUGCCAUCCAACAGUAGACUGGGCCACGAUCCGUGCGCCUCCUCCAUAUCGGAUUCAGUGAUAGCCACCAGUAGGCCGCAAAGUAUAUGCAUGCCCUCAACGCUUAAGGAGCUCAUUCUGCGCGGCGGCGCCGGCGGCGGCGGCGGGUCUAGCAAAAGUGCCCACAAUCUCAAUCAGCACAGCAACGAGACAACAGCGACGCCGGCUGUUAUGCUAGAGCUGCCGCUCAUCCGGCUGCCAACCGACGAAGAUGAUGACGAGGAGGAGGAGGACGAGUUGGGGGAGCAUGGGGCUGAUGGGCUAAGUGUGGAGGAGGAGCGUGAUCCCAGUCUGCCCGGCACCACCAGAAAGUGGUCAAAAGAGACGCUAUUCUAGCCCAGCUGGUGGCCGUUCCAUACAAGAGCUUAACAACUGACUUUUAGGGUAGUCACCCGCAGCUAGCAGGGUUGCCUAGCCAAGCGGACUACAAAACGCGUUUUGUUUGAGCUAGAGCCCAGCAUUGGGUUACAUCACUUGCAUAAAACUGGAAUACUCAAUCGAUUAAAUCGAUAACCGACAAACUCGAGCUUUUAAUUAUCGAUAAACGAUUCACUGAACCCGACGACAUCCAUUCGAACGAUGCUCGAACUGCCUGAUUCAGCAAACAUGUUCGACACGGUUUGAGUUGUGUCAACGUGCGACAAUCAGCUCGAACACAACCGAAAUAGUCGAGCUUGGAGCACGCUCGAUCAGCUGGAGCUGAUUUUUUUCGAUUGAACCGAAGUUUCGUGCAAGUACUCGCCCAACCAUAAUAAUUGUUCGACUAUCGAAACGCGAUGCAGGGCUCUAGUUCGGGUAUAGCGCAUAGAAAUAAAAAACAAAAACAAAUUCGUUUAGAAAAACCGAAAAAGAAAAUCAGAAGAACAACAACGUAUUCGUACUUAGAGACUGUUGUCUAUUAUUGUUAAUAGAACUCUAAAAUUUAAGUAGUGAUACUCGGAUUUAUUUUUCACACUAU
Drosophila novamexicana is the source of this 4166-nucleotide messenger RNA. RefSeq lists its product as uncharacterized. The record is from RefSeq and is a predicted model, not a curated record. The coding region runs from base 536 to 3544 and encodes 1002 amino acids. Lineage: Eukaryota; Metazoa; Arthropoda; Insecta; Diptera; Drosophilidae. The transcript has 5 exons.